UAGUAGCUUCGUGGAUCGAGUGUCCCAGCCUCGCUGCCCUACUGUAAAGUGUUUUUUCUUCUUCUUUCAGACGGGUCGGUUGGUGGCGGAUUUUCCUGUUGGACUGCUUUCAAUUCAAACCAGCCAGUGAACGCACCUUUCAACACACCUUUCACCAUUACCUGAAUGACGUCAUGACACCUGACACCCUCCCCAGCAGGUGGCGGUAUUGCGCCUAUCGCCUACUGCCGUUAAACCACCGAAGAAGAGAGAAGCGUUGUUUACUUCAUCAGCUGUUUUCCACUCGCUUUGUAAUCAUGGCUGAAUUUAACAUCGGGAAGCAUUGCCGGAUCGAUUCCUGCCACCAAAACGAUUUCCUCCCGUUCGUCUGUGAUCUGUGCCGCGGAAGUUUCUGCCUGGACCACAGGAGCAGAGAGGCCCACUCGUGUUCGGAGGAGCCGGUGAAGGCGGAGCCUCGGACGACUGGAGGAAAAAGUUAUCCGUGUUCGUUUCAAGACUGCAGAGGGAAGGAGCUGCUGCCUGUCGCCUGUCCGCAGUGUGGGAGACAGCUCUGUCUGGCCCACCGUCACCAAGACGAUCACGAGUGUGAGAAGUUGGAGGUCCAGAAGCCUCGAAUGGCCGCCACCAAAGAGCUGGUGCAAAAAAUCGUAGACUCAAAGGACACAUCUAAAGCUAAAGGACGAAGAGGAGCGAAGAGCAGCACCACAGCAGCUAAAGUGGCGUUAAUGAAACUGAAGCUUCAUGCUGCGGGAGACAAGGGGCUUCCACAGGCGGAGAGGACAUAUUUACAGGUUUAUCUCCCGAAGGACUCCAAAGCCUCGAGCCAGCCGAUGUUCUUCUGUUCUAAGUGGAGCGUGGGGAAGGCGGUGGAUUACGCAGCUUCUCUGGCGAGUCUGAAGAACAGCAACAACAUCCUGACAGCCAAGAAGCUGCGUCUGUGCCACCCUCAGACGGGCGAGGCUCUCCAGAUGGACGACACCCUGCUGUCCCUGCUCUCUCACCCAGAAACGCCCCUCUUUAACGGGGGAGACGUUGUGCUGGAGUACCUGGAGAACCAGAGCUCCGGCCUGGAUGUGUCCGACUACAUCAGCCAGGUUUAACUGACGUCCUUUAGAAAGUUCAACGAAGCUCAGCGUAAGUUAAAGCUUUUCACCUCAAUCUCCAGCCAAAGACUGUCAAUAAAUGUUCUGUGCAAAAAAUAAAGUUUCUGAAAAAACCCUUAAA
Messenger RNA from Gymnodraco acuticeps, 1224 nucleotides. RefSeq names its product zinc finger, AN1-type domain 1 (gene zfand1). Lineage: Eukaryota; Metazoa; Chordata; Actinopteri; Perciformes; Bathydraconidae. Gene Ontology annotation, molecular function: zinc ion binding. The record is from RefSeq and is a predicted model, not a curated record. Gene Ontology annotation, biological process: cytoplasmic stress granule disassembly. Gene Ontology annotation, cellular component: cytoplasmic stress granule; cytoplasm.